UGCCCCCCGAGGCCCGUGCUGUGCACCCUGGAGACCACCGCGUCCGAAAUCGCCCUCCGCCUCAGCCACCUGGGCGGCAAGACCACGUCCGUGGUGCGCAUCGGGGCCCGACUUCAGCCGACCGCCGACUUCAAUGGGAACCGUCGCUCCCGCGAGGACGUGGUCGGGUCGGAACCGGGCGACAGACUCCGACUCUUACUGCUCCAGACGGUCCCCGGCGCGGAGCUGUUUUCCUCGCUCGGACUCCGACGUGCUGCUGGAUAACCUGCGGGCGCCGGACGAUGAAGACGAGGAGGACGAGUGCGCCAGUGUCCCGGGGAGGAACUCUGUCUCGGACGACGAGCUGAGCUCCAAACUGGGCGAGCACCGUGACUCCCUGAGCGACGACAUGGUGUUGGGUACGGACGCGUCGGCGCUGAGUCCGACGUUCGACAGCGCCACGGAGGGUCUGGAUACGUACGGCAGCUCCUCUGACGAGCUGGAGCUGGAGGGCCCCCUGAGCGGCACCGCCGAACCCGUCCUUCCGGACCUGUGCGGCUUCACCGAGGACCGACCCGAGCAAACCAGCCUGACCUCGGAUUCUGUAUCAAAGCCGGACGACCUCCCCGCGUCCCCCACGUCCCGGUCCCGGGUGGGUUCUGGGUCCGAGCACGGCUCUUCUCCGGCACUGUACGUGCAGCUGCACGGCGAGGCGGCCCGUCGGCUCGACCCGGACGAACGACCGCUGCAGCUGCAGAACGACUUCCUGUUCCGGCUGGGCUUUAAGGACCCGUGGCGCGUCCAGGAGGAAGGCAUGAACACGGAGUUAGGAUCCCUGCUACGCUUCUACGCAGGGAAGCCGUACAGCAUGGCAAGCUCUGAGCGUGUGCAGCUCUCCGGGACGUACAACGUACGCAAAGGCAAACUGCAACUCCCCGUGAACCGAUGGAGCCGCAGACACGUCAUCCUGUGUGGCACGUGCCUGAUGGUGUCAUCAAUUAAAGCCAGUCACGCAGGCAAAAUGCACAUCUUGCCCCUGAUCGGCGGAAAGGUAGAGGAGGUGAAGAAACACAGCCACUGUUUGGCCUUCAGCUCAGCUGGGCCCCAGAAUCAGACCUACUACAUCAGCUUCGACAGCUUCACAGAGCACCUGCGUUGGCACCGUCACGCCUCCAAGAUGGUGUCCCAGAGGAUCAGUUCAGUGGAUCUGUCCUGCUGUAGUUUGGAGAAACUUCCUCCGAACCUUCUUUACAGCCACGACCUCACUCACCUCAACCUGAAACACAACUUCCUCCCAGCAGAUAACUCCCUGCAGCAGCUCCAGAGAUUCUCCCGCUUGCGAAGUCUGAACCUGUCGAAUAACCAGCUGGGAACGUUUCCCCUGGAGCUGAGCUCCAUCUCCACCCUCACCGAACUCAACCUCAGCUGCAACUGCAUCAGCAACCUCCACCCCAGUGUGGGCAACAUGCACAACCUGCAGACGCUGCUGUUGGACGGGAACAUGUUGUCGUCCUUGCCGGCGGAUUUGGGCUCCCUGCAGCGUCUCUGCUACCUCGGACUCUCCUUUAACGAGUUCAGCGUCGUGCCCGGUGUCCUGGAGCGACUCGGCGGCGUCGAGCGCCUCUGCAUGGCCGGGAACCGAGUGGAGCAGCUCGAGCUGCAGUCCUUCCGCCUGCUGAGCAUCAAAUACGUCGACCUGCGACUAAACCGGAUCUCCAGCGUGGUGCCGGACGAGCCGGACUUCCUGCGUCACGUGACCCAGUUGGACGUACGGGACAAUUGUCUGAGCGAACUGGACGCCUCGCUGUUUCCUCGUCUAGAGGUGCUGCACUGCCAGAGAAACCGCAUCACGCGUCUCCGUCUCCGUGGCUGCACGCUCAAAGCCCUGUACGCCUCCAACAACGAAAUCCGGGAUCUAGAAGCGAGUCCGAUUGUGUCAAAUCUCACCUACAUGGACGUCUCAAGGAACUGUCUGGAGGUGUUACCGGUGUGGCUGAGUGACACCAAGAAGCUGGAAGUGUUGGACGUCAGUCAUAACUACAUCAGAGAGCUGCCUCAGUGGUUGUUUUGCAGUAGCAGUCUGAGGAAGGUCCUGGCAGGUCAUAAUCGUCUGCAGCGUCUCCCUGAGCGAGUGGAGAAGCCCAUGGUCGAAGUGUUAGAUGUCCAGCACAACCAUUUAGUCGAGCUGCCAUGUAACCUUUUCCUUAAGUCUAACAGUUUAAGGUGCCUAAACGCCUCGGCCAAUAAACUCGAGAGUCUGCCGCCCUCCAGCCUAUCAGACGAGAGCAACAGCAUCCUGCAGGAGCUCUACCUGACCAACAACCACCUGACUGACAAGUGUGUGCCUCUGCUCACCGGACACACACACCUGAGGGUCCUGCACAUGGCCUACAAUAACCUGCAGACCUUCCCUGCCAGUAAAAUGGCAAAGCUGGAGGAGCUUGAGGAAGUGGACCUGAGUGGGAACAGACUGAAGGCCGUACCCACCACCAUCCUGAACUGCCGACGCAUGCACACACUCAUCGCCCACUCCAACACCAUCGAGGUUUUCCCUGAGGUCAUGCAGCUCAUGGAUAUGAAGUGUGUGGAUCUGAGCUGUAAUGAGUUGGUGGAGAUCACACUGCCUGAGAACCUGCCUCCUAAACUGCAGGAGUUAGACCUGACGGGAAACCCGCGCCUCAACCUGGACCACAAAACCCUAGAACAGCUCAACAACAUCCGCUGUUUCCGGAUCGACCCGCCCCCUACUUCCUUCUCCACCAAUGAGACAGCAGGUGGGCCGGCUGUCUGGAAUCACGGCUACACCGAGGCAUCGGGAGUGAAGAACAAACUGUGUGUGGCGGCUCUGUCAGUGAGCAGCUUCUGCGGCAGUAGAGAAGCUCUCUAUGGAGUGUUUGAUGGAGAUAGGAACGUGGAGGUGCCGUAUCUCCUACAGUGCACCAUGAAUGACAUUCUUGCCGAGGAGCUGCACCGAACCAAGAGCGAGGAGGAUUACAUGACCAACACCUUCCUCGUCAUGCAGAGGAAGCUGGGUACUGCUGGGCAGAAGUUAGGUGGUUCGGCAGUUCUCUGUCACAUCCGGCACGACCCGACGGACCCGGCAGGCUGCUUCACGCUCACUGCAGCCAACGUGGGGAAGUGUCAGGCGGUGUUAUGUCGUGACGGUAAAGCCCUGCCACUGUCUCUACUAUACAACAUCGGCCUGGAGGAGGAGUAUAACCGAAUACGGCAACACAAAGCCAUCAUCACUGAGGACAACAAAGUAAACGGUGUGACUGAUUCCACAAGGAUCAUGGGCUACUCCUUUCUGUACCCAGCUGUGCUGCCACGGCCGUAUGUUCACACACUUCCACUAACACCACGUGACGAGUUCUUUAUCUUGGGCAGUCGUGGACUGUUUGAAGCAUUAGACCCUGCCGAGGCAGUGGAGGCUGUACGGAAGGUUCCGGAUCCUCUUGCCGCUGCUAAGAAACUGUGCACUCUUGCCCAGGCGUAUGGCUGUACCGAGAGCCUGAGUGCUGUGGUAGUGCAGCUAAGCGUGACUGAGGACUGCUGCUGCUGCUGCUGUUGCUCUUCCUCGAAUGGCCUCCACACGACCCCACAGCCCCCUCCAAGUCCUGGUCCCAGUGCGGGCCUUUACCCACCCACAGCUGGAAUCCCACCAUCUUCUUGCAGCGAGAUCAGCUCAGAGGUCAGCGCCUCAGAGAUGAGCUCGGAAGUCGGGUCCACGGCUUCCUCUGACGAACCCUCGAUCUUGCUCCAGGAGGCACACCUUCACCUCCACCAACCUCCGAACUCGAACCCAAACCCACGCCUGCUCUCCUGCUGCUCUCUUCACCCCACCCCGACUUCGUCUGCCAUUAUGGCCCCCAGUUUCAGCUCUUUUCAGCGUCAGUUAUCCAGUGCUACUUUCUCCAGCGCGCUCUCAGAUAACGGUCUGGACAGUGAGGACGAAGAGCCAAUCGCUGGCGUCUUUUCCAACGGCAGCCGCCUUGAAGUGGAGGCCGACGUGCACUGCUUGCGCCUCCUCGCCCCUCCUCCUCCCCCUCCUCCAUGCACGCCGGAAAUUCCAGACGAAGUGGUACCUCCGGAAAUGGAAACGGUCACCAGUGAUCCUGAGAAAGACGGGAAGCAAAUCGAGAAACCCGGGAACAACGCAACAUCCGAAUCAUGGAACAAGACCCUUUCCCGCAGGAGAGGCAACGGCUCAGUGGCUCCACACGAAAUGAGCCACAACUUGAUUGAAGUGGCAGCCGAGGCACCGUCUAAAAAGUCCGGGGGGUAUUUCACUGCCCCGGCGAUGCCCGACCCUGACGACCAGCUCAUCAUUCCGCCUGAACUAGAGGAAGAAGUGAAAGAGAUAAUGAAGCAGCACCAGCAGGAGCAACAGAAGCCCAGCAAGAUCGAGCAACCUGCUGAUUACUUCGACACGCCGCUGUGAUGGCACAGCACGGUUUCGCAGUCCCGCUCUCAGACUACCACUGCACUGAACAGUCCAGUGUUUUCCCUGCUGAUUGCACUGAGAGUGGGAUUAUUAGCAUAUUAGCUGAGCCAGGCGUUAAUUGGGAAAACAUAACCACUGUUAAGGUAUUACUGAGCACCGGGACUGAAAAACCCUGCUGUUUUUACCACAGUGUCCGCAAGGAUUCAUUCCUGGCCUGGAGAAAAAACACCUUUAUUUCGCUAAUAAGUGAAGAGCAUUUAGGAUUAGUGAAAUUGGCUGUACUUGUCUAUAAACUACUUGCACUAUAGCGUGACGUUUAUCUGCUACGCCUCUGUUUACUCAAUGUUGCAUCGUCUGUUAGUGAAAUCACUGCCUUUAUAUGUGGUGUUUAUAAUAUUUUAAGUUUGAGCCUCAUUUGGCGUUAAGGACCCCGGUCCAGGAGAUAAUAUGGCAGAUGCCUAGUGGCCCCCAGAUACACAAGAGGACACAACCAAGAAUUGCAUAACUUGAGCAAAAUACUUGUAAUCAAGGUGUAUUUAGUAUCUGGAGAUUUCGCCCAAGGUAACACAGGUCUAAUAAGACAUUCAUGUUGUGUCCCCAAUGAAUUUUUUUUUUAUUAUUAUUUAAAUGUCAUCUUGCUUAAGUUCCUGUGGCCACAAAUUUUUCCACGUCUCCAAUUAAUUUAAUUGUUUAUGCACAACCUCAUGUGCUAGCGUAUGUUUUAAUUGGCGUCCGCGACAAAAUGUUAUCUAAAUAGGCUGAUGAUGCUACAAAGCAGAUCGGCGUGUUCGCUAUGCGCCAAAUCAACAACAAGAAGUUACAGGAAACCAGGCAAUGAUAUCACUGACCUAACAGGAAGUGAACGGAUCGUUCCAGAUCAACGUCAUGCUACACCGUGAAAGUAAUCUAUAGACCUGCAGACUUGGCAGCUCUCUAGAUUUCAAUUUAAGAGCCAUUUUCGACCAACAGCUUCAUCACAUCCUCAUUAGCACAAAUCCCUUCAUUCCAGGACCCUCUCCCCGAGCCGACCGACAGGACGCCAUAGAAUCCCUUUAAGAGACUCCGGUGCAGACACUACCUUGCCCCGCCCAUUUUGCGAGCUCAGAAUCAGCCGACUACUGACCUAUCGACUGUCUGUUUUACAGUUUUACAUUGAAUUUUUUUUUUGUUUUUUUUUUACGUCGAAAAGUUGACAGUAUCUAUAGAGUUCAACACUAGCCUUGCGAAGUUCUAACGCAUCACCGCUCAACGAUCCUUUUUUUUUUUUUUUUUUGUGAAAAGACUUACCAUAUCUUUUAUACAAGGAAACACUGCAAAAGACUGACGAGAAACGAGGAAACAAAUAAACCAAGAGGCAAAGCGCUGAAGCGUUUUGUUCGAGGUGGUGAUGUGUAGUGCACACCGGUUAAUACCACGCUUAUCUGUUUGUAGAUAGGGCACUUACGUAAGACUGUAUUUCUUCACUAAAUCGAGGCCUCGGUGCCUGUAAAACUAGAAAUUUAGUAGAAAUUGAAAAAAGACUAACUCCUAGGAGUUGCUUACUCUUUUAUGGUGACCUAGUCACUUUUUUUUUACUAAUCUUCUCUGCGAGAAAUGGUGAUUGUUUUUUUUGUUCUUUUUUUUUUUUUUUUUUUUUCUCCUCCAAUGACUGUAAAUAAGAAAUAUUGUAUACGGAUGCUUUUUAAAGGAACUGCGUGUGUCUGUGAUAAGCUUAUUCCUUCCUCACACAAAGGUAUUAAAAAAAUAAAAACGCUGCAACAAACGACUUUAAAAACAAAAAAAAACUAAAACAAGGACCGAACACGAUUACUGCUCGCUCUUGUUCUCACUGUCCGGAUAACCACCAAAAUAAACAGCUCAUUCUUCCGUUGUCACCAGCAUGACCAGUAAAGAGGAUCUGUAAUCAAACCACACGAAAUGUUCUUCUUUUUUUUUUUUUUUUUUUUUUUU
Silurus meridionalis is the source of this 6373-nucleotide messenger RNA. It is a transcript of the gene phlpp1, whose product is annotated as PH domain and leucine rich repeat protein phosphatase 1. Gene Ontology annotation, molecular function: protein binding. The transcript has 17 exons. Bases 134 to 4420 code for a protein of 1428 amino acids. The record is from RefSeq and is a predicted model, not a curated record. NCBI's taxonomy places the organism in Eukaryota, Metazoa, Chordata, Actinopteri, Siluriformes, Siluridae.